GAGAUACAUUUCACCAUACAUGCAAAGUUUGUUGGUAGUUGAUAUCUGGGCUCCUCGAGGCAAGCAGCAAGCAACUUCUCAAGCACUACUUACUUACGGCUAGUCAAAGUUUCGCAAAGUUCCACAAGACGCCACUUGCUACUUACAUCAUCGCACACCCCGCCUCUCAACUUACCUACCCGAUCAAUCCUGGCUACCCUCCUGCGUUCAGUUUGGUCCUUGGCAAGGCUGCCAUUCCGACGGGAAUCUUUUAUGCCUGCCAUGGCUUCUGAUCAAACGGCACCAACGUCGGCUGCAGCUCCCGCUGCUGAACCAGCCAAGCUACCGGAUGCCCAACCGUCUGAAGCUUCCAAUGAGCUGCCUGAAGUCUUGACGACACCUACAGGCGACAUGUGGCCAAGGCCGUACUUCUUCGAGGAUGGUCUCCGCAGAGUUGCUCCUUAUCACUUCACCUACCACACCUGGGCCAAGCAACGCUGGCGCGGCCGGAAGCUAAUCGAUAUUUUUGAGGACGAAUUCAGGGACCGCACCCUAGAGUACUACCGUUAUGCCAUGGAAACCGGAGCCAUUGUUGUCAACGGAAAGGCAGUCGGCCCGGAUCAUCUGGUCAAGAAUGGCGACCUUGUGAAUCACACAAUUCAUCGUCAUGAGCCACCUGUUACGGGCGAACCAAUUCGUGUUAUUCACGAAGAUGAUGAAAUGAUCGUUGUCAAUAAGCCAUCAGGUGUACCGGUACAUCCUGCUGGCAGAUACAAGUACAACACACUUAUCGAGAUCAUGAAGUCUGAGCGAGGCGAGCAUUUCCUACCUUAUCCAUGUCAUCGCCUGGACCGCCUUACCAGUGGAAUACUUUUCGUUGCCAAGACACCACCGGCUGCAGUGAAGCUCACUGCUCAAAUCAGAGCUCACACGGUCCGCAAAGAAUAUUUGGCGCGCGUUGCUGGCAAGUUUCCAGAUGGCGAGAUUGUCUGCGAUCAACCUAUCCUCCAAAUAUCCCCACGACUAGGCCUCAACCGCGUGCGCGCCAACGGAAAGUCGGCCCGUACCGUCUUCAAACGUCUGGCCUACUACCCGCCGGACACUCUGAAUGACUCGGAGGCAGCACAGCCCAAGAGUGCGGAACGACUUGCGGACGAGGAACGCCGGCCUUGGAUCAAGAAAGAGGGCUACUCAAUCGUUCGCUGCCUGCCUUUGACGGGCAGGACGCAUCAGAUUCGCGUGCAUCUACAAUUUGUUGGACAUCCCAUUGAAAAUGACCCCUUGUAUGCGAACCAGCGAGUUUGGGGUAUUAACUUGGGAUGCAACGACUCGGAAGCAGUUGAGAACACGGACGAAGAUAUCAUGUCGCGCCUGGAAAGGAUGGGCAAACAAGAUAUCGCCGAUGCUGUGGCCUAUCACGACGAAUUGGUGGACCUGUACCAGAAGAGGAGGGCCGAAAAGCUAUCAGGAGAGCUUUGCAAGGUCUGCGAUACGCCGCUCUACACGGACCCCGGCGAGCACGAACUUUCGCUCUGGCUUCACAGCCUCCGAUACGAAGAUGCUGGAGGGGCUUGGAGCUACACCAGUCCGAUGCCCGCGUGGGCCCUUCCUCCGGACGGCAUUAACGGACCAACGGAGGUCGGGGGACUGGAGGAGUUGGUGGGGGCAGUACCAGACGCAGACCCAGCGGUAGAAGCAGUCCCUGAAAGUGCCGCCUGAGAAUAUGUACGGCGAAAGCAAACAUACCAGCAUACCUACUACGUACUUCACCACGGUCCCGGACGGACCGAUUGACUGACUCCACUGAUCCAGUUCUCUGUUGGAUUUGGGACGAUUUGAUACCCCGGGUUGAGGCAUUUACGACCAGACUUUUUUCGCAACAACAGAUACAGAUACGAAUAGAAAGCUCUGCUUGAGCCUGCCUGCACUCCUGCUGCAUUGUACAGGGGCAGCGCCAAACAUGGCCCAAUAUCAUUUUUCUUUCGUCAGAGA
Messenger RNA from Colletotrichum phormii, 1971 nucleotides. RefSeq names its product RluA family pseudouridine synthase. Gene Ontology annotation, biological process: enzyme-directed rRNA pseudouridine synthesis. NCBI's taxonomy places the organism in Eukaryota, Fungi, Ascomycota, Sordariomycetes, Glomerellales, Glomerellaceae. Gene Ontology annotation, molecular function: protein binding; RNA binding; pseudouridine synthase activity. The coding region runs from base 253 to 1698 and encodes 481 amino acids. The transcript has a single exon. The record is from RefSeq and is a predicted model, not a curated record.